Neolamprologus brichardi is the source of this 913-nucleotide messenger RNA. Lineage: Eukaryota; Metazoa; Chordata; Actinopteri; Cichliformes; Cichlidae. The record is from RefSeq and is a predicted model, not a curated record.
AUGACCUGCUUGGAUCAUCAGUUUUUCAUUUUAACCCUCACAGUUCGUCUGACUGUGAGUCCCAGCAGCUCUCAGUUCUUUGAAGGAGACUUUGUGACUCUGAGCUGUGAGGAGGACGACAGCUCUGCUGGAUGGACUCUGAGGAGAAACACAAGCACACGACAGAGGACUCAGUGCAAAGAUGCAUGGGGAAUACCAGCUGGUUCUUCCUGUAACAUGAGCUACAUUUUCCAUUCUGACAGUGGAGUUUACUGGUGUGAGUCCAGAGAGGGUCCCAUCAGUAACAUGGUUAACCUGACAGUCACUGGUGGAUCAGUGAUCCUGCAGAGUCCUGUCCUCCCUGUGAUGGAGGGAGAUGACGUCACUCUGCUCUGUAAAACAAAGACCACUCCCUCCAACCUCCCAGCUGCUUUCUAUAAAGAUGGCUGCCUCAUCAGGAACGGUCAUGGAGAGUCUCCAUCCAGCUGGAUCACUGUCACAGAGAGAAACACCACCACACCUCCACCUGGUUCCACCACCAUCACUCUUCCUCCAUCACUCUCUCUCUCUGUGUUGUCAUCUGUUGGAUCAGUCUGUGUUGUGGUUCUACUGGUGUUACUGGUUCUGCUGGUGAGACGAUGUGUUCACAGGAAACCUGAAGCUGAACAAAACGAAGAUGCAGAAGAUGCUAUCGCAUACAGUGAUGUUAAAAUAUCACAUUGUAAACAGCCAACCAAGCAAAACAGAGAGACUGAUCCAGCUGCCGUUUACUCAGCAGUGAAAACUACAGACGUCAGUUAUGGACAAAUCAUCAUCAAAGAGAAGAAAAACAGAACAAAGCCGAGAGAGACUGACACAGCUGUAGUCUAUUCGGCAGUGAGAACUGAAGACAUCAAUUAUGGACAAAUAGCUGUUACACCAAAAAGGAAAAGAG